Tripterygium wilfordii is the source of this 1848-nucleotide messenger RNA. Its product is annotated as gibberellin-regulated protein 2-like. The record is from RefSeq and is a predicted model, not a curated record. NCBI's taxonomy places the organism in Eukaryota, Viridiplantae, Streptophyta, Magnoliopsida, Celastrales, Celastraceae. The coding region runs from base 1410 to 1700 and encodes 96 amino acids. The transcript has 6 exons.
CAAAUUUUGUUAAAUUACAUUUAGACCCGUCAGUUAUUAAAAUAUCCUUUUGACACAGUAUUUCGCAAAUCUUGCAAAUUCAGUUAUUCGUGAAGCUGUUGGCUCUUCAUUUCUCUGGCCAGACUCAGUCCCUCCCUCUCUCUCUGUGCUGUUGACAGGGAAAAAACCUUCUGUUCAGUGAACAAUCGAUCGAGGAUCUGAUGCUUGGUUGUUAUGUGUCAAUGCUUCAAGAAUUGGCAGUGCAAGGAUGCUGGGAAUUCGCUGGCUUCUCAUCUUUUGAUCUUUUAUUCUGCAACACGAUUAUUCUUUUGUACAAGUGAUCUUGCCACAGCUCCACCAAAUAUUGGUCUGUUGAACGUGAACUUAUCCAGUGGUCAUCCCUUAUCCAGUGGUCAUCCCUCAAGCUCAAAUGUCCUCGAAGGAGCAGAAAGCUGGCACCACUUAAAAAGUGGGCAGUAUGUUUGACCGCACAAACUGCAAAUAUAACCUUGAGUGAUCAAGAUAGGAAAACAAGGGAAGCAAGCAGACAAGUUUUAUCUGCAUUUAGUUUCAGUGUCGAGGAGGAGGAUACUUGGAAAAGCAUCUGGGCACAUCCACUCACCCGACUGGAGUGAAAAGUGAAAAAUUGAAGUCCCAAAGUAUGAAACUGUUAACGAAAAUUUGAAGUACUUGAGUCUAAGACUUUCCGACGAUGAUCUCUAACACUGUUCAUAAUUCUUUUCAAAUACAAGUUGAUUAUAUAUGUUUUCACUGUAUUAGGAUAAGUCCUUGUCUCAGUUAAUCAGGACUGGCAAGCUUCCAGUUCUGCGAACGAUGUGUACUUUAUUACUUAUACUAUAAGAACUCCUUAAAGUUCUUGCAACUACAGUUAAGUUUGAUGAAAAUUUAAAAUUUGUAUUAGGAGAAGGAGGCUAUUAUACAAUUUUUUGAAAUUUAUGAUCUUUAAGUAACAAGGAAAAGAAAGGAUAGCCAUUUGAGGUGACUGAGUUGUCUGGGGAUGAAUGUUUUCAGUUGAGAAUUUAAGUUCAACUGUUUUAUAUAUCGACACUUUGCGGUUAGCUUAGGUAUUAGGAGAGAAGGACGAUUGAACUAUUUAGAGUUGGGUUUACAUGGGCUUUCCAUGAUUCCAAGCUUGUCAUAAAACAACAAAUUAAGAGAAAGAAAUGGCGAAAUCAAUGGUAUUUGAUCCUACAAGACCGUUGUUUGCGUGUAUUUAAUUAGCAUUCAAUAUCGUUCACGUCUAAAAUUAGCCACAACAAGUGCAAUUGAAUAGGCAAAGUCUCUUUUGAAACUGACACACACACACGUAAUAAAAAGCACUAAACUAUAUAUAUAAGCAGAGGAGAGGCCACACACCACACCUGUUGUAUGCUAAACAAAAGCCAGAAAGAAAGAAAUAUCGAUCAAUCAUGGCCAACACCAAGACGACUACUACUACUACAACACUAAUUUUAGCAAUUCUUUGCCUCCUCCUUGUAGUCCAGCUGGAGGUGCAUCCAGUUGCAUCACAAAAAAUAGAUUGCAAAUCAAAAUGUGAGUACAGGUGCAGCAAGACAUCAAGGCACAAGAUGUGCAUAAGGGCAUGUAACACUUGCUGUGAGAGGUGCAACUGCGUGCCGCCCGGAACUUCUGGAAAUGAAGAUGUCUGCCCUUGCUAUGCUAAUAUGACCACCCACGGUGGUAGACACAAAUGUCCUUAAUUUAAUUUAUUAAUUAGUUAAGGACUAGUAACUAUAUACUCUUUAUAUGUAUGCAUGUGUUCGAUUCCGAGCUAUAUAUAUAUACGUGCAUAUGAAAAUGUUGUUUGGAUUGGAGAUAAAAAGUACUAUGAUAAGAUGAAUUGGUGCU